AUGGUCCAAUGGGCAAUCGAACUCAGUCAGUUUGACAUCGAGUACCAUCCAAGAGCAGCCAUCAAGGCACAAGCUCUGGCUGACUUCAUCGCUGAAUUCACUCUUCCAGACGAAGAAGCAGCUACCGACGAAGUUGAUAAAUGGAUAAUACAGACAGAUGGUUCGUCAGCCCAAAAGAGGGGGGGAGUAGGGGUCGUCAUAACCACCCCCGACGGAGAAGUGAUGAAAUAUGGAGUUCAACUGGAGUUUCCAGCCACCAAUAACGAAGCCGAAUAUGAAGGAAUAUUGACGGGCUUGAGGCUUGGAAAAGCUCUUGGUGCCAAAAACUUGCUUAUCCAGAGUGAUUCAAAGCUGGUAAUCGGACAGAUCAGUGGAGAGUACGAGGCAAAGGAAGAAAGGAUGCAGAAAUACCUUAAACUGACGAGGCAGCUAACUCAGGAGUUCGACACAGCGGAUUUCGUCCAGAUACCAAGAAACCAGAAUAUUGGAGCUGACGAAGUGUCAAAACUAGCGUCGUCAGAAGCGGGAAGGACGAGCACAGACGUGGCAAUAGAAAUUCAGAAAUACCCAAGUAUUGAAGAGGUGGCAGUGCUCACCACCCAGAGCACAAACACCUGGAUGACGCCCUUAAUAUCCUUCCUCCGAGACGGGCACUUACCCCAGAAUACUGACGAAGCCAGAAAGGUCAAAAAGAGAGCAGCCAGGUUCAUGAUCCUAAAUGACGUCUUGUACAAAAGAGGCUUCUCUAUGCCUUACCUAAAGUGCGUCGACGAGGAUGAGGCCAAAUACAUCCUAGAAGAAAUACACGGAGGAGUCUGUGGCGACCAUGCCGGCCCCAGAUCCCUAGUAAACAAGGUGAUAAGAGCAGGGUACUUUUGGCCAACCAUGCAGGGGGAUGCUGCUGACCUCGUCAGAAGAUGCGACAAAUGCCAGCGGUACGGGAAUGUACAACGGCUUCCAGCAGAGAAGAUGACGACCAUAUCCUCCCCAUGGCCAUUCGAGCAAUGGGGAAUCGAUAUCGUCGGUCCUCUGCCCCAAGGUAAAAGUCAGGCAGUACAGGUCGACCAUGAGGCCUAUAAAUCACUGAGUAACAAGAUUCCGCCUUGA
Messenger RNA from Quercus robur (English oak), 1107 nucleotides. RefSeq lists its product as uncharacterized. The coding region runs from base 1 to 1107 and encodes 368 amino acids. NCBI's taxonomy places the organism in Eukaryota, Viridiplantae, Streptophyta, Magnoliopsida, Fagales, Fagaceae. The transcript has 2 exons. Gene Ontology annotation, molecular function: nucleic acid binding; RNA-DNA hybrid ribonuclease activity. The record is from RefSeq and is a predicted model, not a curated record.